This is a messenger RNA of Xiphophorus maculatus (southern platyfish), 1597 nucleotides long. RefSeq names its product gastrula zinc finger protein XlCGF57.1-like. Lineage: Eukaryota; Metazoa; Chordata; Actinopteri; Cyprinodontiformes; Poeciliidae. Gene Ontology annotation, biological process: regulation of transcription by RNA polymerase II; central nervous system development. Bases 93 to 1574 code for a protein of 493 amino acids. The transcript has 3 exons. The record is from RefSeq and is a predicted model, not a curated record. Gene Ontology annotation, cellular component: nucleus. Gene Ontology annotation, molecular function: DNA-binding transcription factor activity, RNA polymerase II-specific; RNA polymerase II cis-regulatory region sequence-specific DNA binding.
GCUCCCUAUACCUGCAGCAUCCACAUCAGAACUGGAGGAAGUACAAGACAGCAAAUAUCUCAAAGAAGAAAGUUUUACCUGUCUAUCAGACAAUGGUGAUUAAAGAAGAGGUUCCUGGUGAUUGGAGCUCCAAUUUGGACCAACAAAAUCCACAAUCCCCCUGCAUAAAGAAGGAAGAAGAAGAACUGUGGAUCAGUAAGGAGGAAGAGCAGCUUUCUGUGAAGACUGAAAAUGAAGAGAAGCCUCUGUUAUCAGAGCUUCAUCAGAUUGAAACUGAAUAUUAUAGAGAGACAGAAGCUCCAACCAGCAGCUUAGCUGAACAAAUGGAAAUACAAUCUGAAGAAGAGGACUGCAUAAGACCAGAAUCAGACAAGAAUCCAGAAUGUUCCUCUGGAGAAAAUAAAAUAACAGUUCACAAAAGAGGUAAACGAUUCAAACUGUGUUCCAAAUCUAUGGCUCAGAUUGAAAUCCAUGGUGGAGAGAAGCCAUUUGGUUGCAGUAUAUGUGGCAAAAGAUUUAAAAGUAAGAAUCAUGUUAGAUUACACAUCAUGACUCACACUGGAAACGGAGAACAUAGCUGUGAUCUAUGUGGUAAAGGAUUUUUAGUGAAGGGUCAUCUUCACACUCACAUGAGACUCCACACUGGAGAAAGACCAUUUGCCUGCGACGACUGUGGUAAACAAUUUCGAGCAAAGACAAAUCUUAAAACUCAUAUGAAGGUCCAUUCUAGAGACAAGCCCUUUUCUUGUGAUGUUUGUGGAACAAAAUUUAAGAGAAAAGAAACACUUACGAAACACAUUUGGAUCCACUCCACAGAAAAACCCUUUAUCUGUAAUGUUUGCAAAAGAGGAUUUUCACGACAAAAGAGUCUAAAAAGUCACAUGUAUCUUCACACAGGAGAGAAACCGUUUAUUUGUAGUAUUUGUAGUAAAGGAUUUGCAGUACAGGAGAAUCUAAAGAGUCACAUGUGCGUUCACACUGGUGAGAAACCAUUUAUUUGUGGUGUUUGCAGUAAAGGAUUUCGUCGACAUGGAGAUCUAAAGAGACACAUGCGUGUUCAUACAGGAGAGAAGCCGUUUAUUUGUACAGUCUGCAGUAAAGGAUUUUCACAACAAAUUCAUUUAAAGAGCCAUAUGCUCGUUCACACUGGGGAGAAACUAUUUAUUUGUAGUUUUUGCAGUAAAGGAUUUUCACAACCAGAAACUUUAAGGAGACAUAUGCGUGUUCAUACAGGAGAGAAAGAGUUUAUUUGUAAUAUUUGUAGUAAAGGAUUUUCACUAAAACAACAUCUUAAAAACCACAUGGAGGUUCACACUGCACCAUUUAGCUGUAGUGAUUGUGGAAAACGAUUUGUUAGGGAAAUCCAGUUGCAGCGACAUGUGAGACUCCACUCAGAUGAGAGACCUUUUGGUUGUGAUGUCUGUAAGAGCAGAUUCAACCAGAAGUGUCAACUUGAAAAUCACAUGAGAGUACAUUCAGGAGAGAAACCGUUUGUGUGUGAGGUUUGCAGCAAAGCGUUUUCACAACAAGGAAAUCUGAAGAAACACAUGGGUGUUCAUGAGGGCUGUAAUUAAAUAUUUUAACAUUUGACUAGUCU